UCUAGUGGAGAAGUCGAGGAGGUAGUGAUGCCAAGCACCACCCUGGAUCUAGCAACCUCCCAAAGUGUAGCUGACAAGGCUGCCAACUUGGCCAAGCCCACGGCGGAAACGCAAGAGCCGAUCAUCUCAUCAUCGGCUGUCCCUCUGGUCUUAGGAGAGGGUUGUGACCUCUCAAGCUUGCUAACGUUCGACCCUGAAUCAAUCGAACCAGCCACUUCCAGGGCAAGCGAAGAGCUAGGACCCAGCACUACCAAUGGCCAACUCCAGCGCCUCAAGGCUUUGCUCUCCUCCUCAAUUGAGACAUUGGUUGAAAACCCUGAUGAAGUGAAGGGCAUUCUUGAGGACAUUCAGCCCCAUCUCCCGGUGACAUUGCAGGUGAAACUCUGGCCAGUCGUGACUCUAUCGGCCUUCAGGUCAAGGGUGAAGUUGGCUCGUCAGAGAAUCGACCUACGCCACGCCCAGCUUCCGUUGAAAGCCGAUAUUGCAAACAAGUGCCAACGGCUCAAUGAGAAAAAGGCUGCCUUGGACGCCAAAACUGACACCUCUAUUAGCAGCACCGAACUUGAGACCCUGCGCAAGGAACUGGAGGAUCUUGAAGAGAGGGUCAGGGUAACCAAACAGCUUAUCCAAGAUAAGGAAGCUCUCAUUGCCCACUCUCAAGAGGAAGCAGAAGGCCUCAAGGUUGAACUGAAGACUGAUCUGGCCGAAAUACGGGCUCUGAAUAGACAGCUGGUGACAGGCAAGGAUGAAGAUGACGAGGCCAAGAUCUCCGAGGUGGAUCGUCAGUUGGCAUGA
Molecule: messenger RNA, 795 nt
Organism: Lolium perenne
Lineage: Eukaryota; Viridiplantae; Streptophyta; Magnoliopsida; Poales; Poaceae
Source: RefSeq, a predicted model, not a curated record